This is a messenger RNA of Esox lucius (northern pike), 3379 nucleotides long. RefSeq names its product myosin regulatory light chain interacting protein a (gene mylipa). Gene Ontology annotation, cellular component: cytoskeleton. Lineage: Eukaryota; Metazoa; Chordata; Actinopteri; Esociformes; Esocidae. Bases 249 to 1733 code for a protein of 494 amino acids. Gene Ontology annotation, biological process: ubiquitin-dependent protein catabolic process. The record is from RefSeq and is a predicted model, not a curated record. The transcript has 7 exons. Gene Ontology annotation, molecular function: ubiquitin-protein transferase activity.
GGUUAGAAAGCUUGUGGCUGCGAAUAUGCUCAACCGACUGUCAUUGGCUGCUUUGGAGUAGGCAGUGCUAUGCAUAGCAAUUCAUUGAUAUAGCCUACAGCUGGUAAGUAGUGUUUGCCAUACGAAGUGAGAGGGCUUGGAAAGUGAACGAAAGCUUAAUGUAGGGUCUCUAAAGGAGGGAUACCGUGGUUGUUUUAUUGUUUUUAAAACAACGGUAUAGACCAAAGAUACAAUAUUUGACUGCCAAAAUGCGUUGCUAUGUUACUCGUCCGGAUUCGGUGGUAAUGGAAGUGGAAGUUGAUGCAAAGGCGAAUGGGGAGGACUGUCUGAAUAAGGUGUGCAGAAAGUUGGGAAUCAUAGAGGUGGACUACUUUGGCUUGCAAUUCUCCGGAAAUAAAGGAGAGAACCUGUGGCUCAACCUGAGGAACAGAAUUUGUCAGCAGAUGGACAAUCUGACUCCCUGUCGACUAAGGCUCAGAGUAAAAUUCUUUGUGGAACCACAUCUCAUUCUCCAGGAACAGACGAGGCAUGUGUUCUUCAUGCACGUCAAGGAGGAUCUUCAUAAUGGCCACCUGAGGAUGUGCUCGGAACAGGCCGAGGAGCUGAGCGCCCUGCUGGCCCAGGCAGAGUUCGGCGACUACAACCAAAACACCGCCAAGUAUUGGUAUUCGGAGCUGUGUGGGAGCGAACCCUGCCCGGCCACAGUGAACAGUAUCAUCUCUAAGCACAAGGCUCUGGAGGGUCAGGGCCCGAGCUCUGUGGAGUACCAGGCCCUGCAGCUGGUGUCCAAUCUGGAGCACUACGGUGUUGAGUGGCACUGGGCCCGGGACUCAGAGGGACAGAGGCUGGCCAUAGGAGUGGGUCCCGAGGGCAUCGCUGUCUGCAAGGAGGACUUCAGCCUGGUCAACAGGAUCAGCUAUCCCAUAAUUCAAAUAGCCACCCAGUCAGGAAAAAGUGUGUACCUGACCGUGACCAAGGAGACCAGCGACAGUGUGGUUCUGCUAUUCAAGCUGAUCAGCAACCGGGCUGCCAGCGGACUUUACCGGGCAAUCACAGAGACGCAUGCUUUCUACAGGUGCGACACCGUGACCAACGCGGUGAUGAUGCAGUACAGCCGGGACUUCAAGGGCCACCUGGCCUCCCUGUUCCUCAACGAGAACGUCAACUUGGGCAAGAAGUACGUCUUCGACAUCCGGCGCACCUCCAAGGAGGUCUACGACUACGCCCGCCGGGCGCUCUACAACGCCGGCAUCGUGGAUCUGGUGGCGCGGGCGGCCGGGGCGGGCGGCGCGGGCACGCCGUCGUUCCGAAGUCCUCUAAGGGGCCCAGGGGAGGGGCUUGGGGAGGACUGCGGGAGCUGCCAGCAGAGCAGGGCGCUGCAGGAGAGGUUACAGAAGCUGAGGGAGGCCUUGCUGUGUAUGCUGUGCUGUGAGGAGGAGAUCGACGCUGCCUUCUGCCCCUGUGGUCACAUGGUCUGCUGUCAGUCUUGCGCCAACCAACUACAGUCGUGUCCGGUGUGUCGGUCGGAGGUGGAACAUGUGCAGCACGUCUACCUGCCCACCUGCGCCAGCCUGCUGGACCUCAGCAUCACCAACACCUCCCACAACGACCACCACAACAGCAGCCCCGGCCCCAUCCGCCGGGCCGUGGGGGGGCUGGCGCACACCUGCCGCACCAAGGAGUACUCCGACCACCAGCACGACGCCAACAAGAUGUACCAGACCGAGACGUAAAGCCCGCUGCCCCCCUCCACUGCCAUCCGGAGGGCUCCUUGGCCUCCUUUUAGGGCCCUUAACAGUAGUGAUGCUACAUGGGGACUACGAUGUCUCUCCGCCGGUUCUGUUGGGCUGCGUGACACUCCUGACGGGUCGUUCCUCCACUCCCGCCCUCAAUUGAGGUUUUUAAACCAAUGACGGACUAGAUUUUCACCCUUCAUUUAUUGUUUUAGGUUUAUUGUGUAUUAUUGUUAUUAUUAUUGUUGUUAAUAUUUUUGUAUUAAUUUAAUUGCAUCAGUUGACCUGAUCGUCGUUAGCGCCUCCAGUUGAUUUAUUUGCUCGUUUCGAGUUUUGUUGUUGUUUUGGCUUCGUAGCGGCCUACAGGAGGUGAAUUCUCUACCAGGCUCGUUACCUGCCAUGUUUGUACAAUACAAGGACAAUGUGUUUUAGGAGGAUAGUAGGAGUCCUCGUCAUCAUUCGGCAUGAUUGUUUUUAUGGUUUGUGUCUUUUUAAGCUUUGAAAGUUUUAUGGAUUCAUGGAGUGAAGUAAAUGUUUAGCUUUGUUCCAUGGGUUUUCCAUGGAAGCAGUAUGACACUUGAGUACCACGGUGAGUUUCUGAUCACUGAGUGUCUGUCCCAAAUUACUGCUCAAUCCCAAUGUAGUGCAUUACUUUAUACCUGUUAUGUACUUCUCUUCACUAUGUAGGGAAUAGGAUGGCAUUUUGGAUGUAGGGGCCUGCUUGAUUAAAAAAAGCCUGGUAUUAUUCUAUUGAUGUGUAGAUUGGCACCAGGGCACUGGAACUGAACCAGAACACCAAGAGGGGAAGAGAAAUGGAUGAAUGACACUGGCCUAGUCCUUUCCCAAUGGGUCGUAUAAAGUAACUGUUGUAAUAAAAGACUUGAUUCUCACAGAACUCUCAAAGCUCCAUCCAUUUAAGAUUCGUUCCCAGACCUACAGAACCUUCAGAAUGAGGCCCCAAAAAUAAGAUUCUUCUUUGUGUUGUUUUAUUAUAUGUUCUCUGUGAUUAUUUAUUAGUAGGGCUCUAGCCUGGUGCAUAUCUAUUUGUGCUGUCACUAAUGCAGACCGUAACAUAUGGCUAUACAGCGCCAACAGCUCGGAGACCAGGUUAUAUGUUCAGCCUCCACUUGUUUAGUCUGACCAGUGUUUAUUUUUUUUAAUGCUUCCCCAAAACCUCAGUACUUCUGUUCUUUAACUAUUGCGCUCCUUAUGGUUUCAUUACUAGGGGAUACUAGUUGAUCUGUCAGUGCAAUACUAGCUGCUUUCUUUUUGUUUUGUUUUUACAGUGGAAGAACAGAAACAGAAGGGGGGGGGGGAUAAUUCACAGGAAAAUGUUGAUCUACUCUGUCACUUUACCAAUGAAGCUUCCUAAGUGUAUUAUCUAUAGGGGUUUGCCUUAAUGUAGCAACACGCUCAUAUCCUAAGUGGCUCCCUGGGUCCUCUAUAGUGCACUCCUUUCACCUGAACAGGUGGUCGGGGACCAUUUGGGACUUGCCCACAGUGUGUGUUGGUAUGCAUUCUUUCUUUGCACAGGCUUGAUUUUUUUUGAACGAUGAUGGGAAAAAGAGGAAUUUUUUUCUUUAUUGCUGGCACCAUUUAGUAGUUACAGCAGGGUAUUGCUGAUUUGCUCUUUUUUUUUUUUUCAA